Molecule: messenger RNA, 2106 nt
Organism: Pochonia chlamydosporia 170
Lineage: Eukaryota; Fungi; Ascomycota; Sordariomycetes; Hypocreales; Clavicipitaceae
Product: fungal specific transcription factor
Exons: 3
Coding region: 1-2106 (701 amino acids)
Biological process (GO): DNA-templated transcription; regulation of DNA-templated transcription
Molecular function (GO): zinc ion binding; DNA binding; DNA-binding transcription factor activity, RNA polymerase II-specific
Source: RefSeq, a predicted model, not a curated record
AUGUCAAGCCACUCCCCAUCGUCUGAGACAUCAGAACGAUCUCACACCCCAGCAUCUGCUGCCGCCGUGGAACGAUCCUGUGCGACAUGUCGUCGGCGCAAAGUCCGAUGUGAUAAGAAAUGCCCUUGCACGCCUUGCUCCCGCGGCGGACAUGCAUGUUCCUAUCCGCCCAAGGAACCGAGGGCGCCUCGCGUGCGGAAAGCGACUAUCAAUGAUGUCGCGACGAGGAUAUCCAAGCUGGAGCAGACGCUAACUUCUAUCCCCGUUCGUGAGGCGCCAGCACACCCACAUGGCCACCUAUUCAAGGAGUCGCCAAGAUCGCCAAGAACUGUUAUUUAUGGUCCACACGCGGCGCCGUUGAGUACCUCGCCCGCUACCGUUGUUGGGCAGGGGACCGGGACGGCGCCGGCCUCGGUGGGCAGUCCACAUCCCGGAGGGGAGAUAUUGCUGGAGAAGGGGUCGUCGACGCAGUACUUUAACGAGGUUCUUGUGUCGCGUGUCAUUGGGCAGGAGAGCGAUGUUCGUACCGCGCUUGCUACACCAAGAACAGAUGGCAUGUCGCAAACACAAAUCACAUCGCCUUUCAACCCAAUGGGGAUACUAUCGGCGCCGAUAUCAUCGCAGCCGGCGUACAGUUUCCAUCCUUCAAAGUAUACCGCAGUCCAGCUCUGGAGGAUAUUCGUCGACAAUGUCGAUCCGCUCUUCAAAAUCCUUCACAUUCCCACUUCUGAAGUCACUGUGUAUACCGUGAUUAACAACCCGGGAAUUGCUGAGGCUGAGGCACUGGCAUUAUGCUACUCCAUUUACUAUGCCGCCACCGUUGCCCUCGAUGAGAGGGAAGACUGUCCCCAGCUUCUAGGUGAGGGCUGGAUGAGUGCCCUGUAUAGAUACAAGGCGGGACUUGAGCAGACUUUUGCCCAGGCAGAUCUGUUGGAGAAUCCCACUGUUGUAAUGCUACAAGCCAUGGCAAUCUACCUUAGCGCUGUCCGCGUCCACAACACAGGGAGGGCAGUCUGGACGGUAAACGGUCUAGGCAUCCGGAUAGCCCAAUCCAUCGGCCUCCACCGCGACGGCAAAAAGCUCGGCCUCUCACCAUUCGAGUCCGAAAUCCGCCGCCGCCUAUGGUGGUACUUGCUGGGCCGUGACGGUCGCGCCGCCGAAGAUCUCGGCCUACACGACUUUCCCAAGCCAAACGUCAUGAUUUUUGGUGGCACCGAGCUCCCACUGAACGUCGAAGACAGUGACCUAGAUCCAAAUAUGAAAGAACUGCCACCUCCUCGACAAGGGUGGACGCGCAUCCUCUCCGUUCUCGUCAACAUUCACAUCUGCCAAACAUGGCAAGACCUGCUCCAACUAUCAUGGUCGUCUCAUUCAACACCGCCGCCUUACGAGGCGCGAGAUCGCAUUGUCGAAAAGUUGGUCGAAACCAGCGAAGAACUCAUCAGGGGGUGUAACCCCGUUAUACCGAUGCACAAACUGUCAGUCGUAACAUGUCGCUUCAUCGUCAAGAAAUUAGACUUUGUCACUCGCCAGCAGUGGGAGGCCCACCACCACCCAGAGCAGCAGGAACUCUUGGCGACCGAGGAAACGCUCCUCGAGGCCCUUGGCUUGUUCGAAGAGGGGGAGAGCAUGCUGGAGGAUGAGCUGAUGCGUCCGUAUCUCUGGGCGAUGCGAUCGUAUCCACAGUACCACCUAAUGCUCUUCAUCUUGUGGAACAUUUGUCUGCAGCCGAGGAGGUCGUGCGCCCUUCGUGCGUUCAAGUCAGUGGAAGCGUACGUCAAGACCAUGGAGAGGACCGGCACCGCUGUUCUACGGGGACCCAAGUGGACCAUAUUCAAGGCGCUGAUGGCUCGUGCUGCGACGUUGAUACCGAGUGAUGCUCAGGGCGAAGGCAGCCGUGAAAAUCAAAUCCCCGUGAGGACUGUGCCCGCGGAUGCCAAGGGUGACCAGGGUCCUGGCUCGGGCAUGAUGCUCGGAUCGACGACUCGGAAGUUUGUUGAGAUGAGCGAUGCGGGGAUGCUUGAGGAGAUGCAGUAUGUGCCAGACUGGAGCACUUUGUUGCAGGGGUUUUUGCAAGAGUCGCCAAACUUUUCGGCCAUGAUGUAA